GAAAUGCCUUUUAAAGUCACUUUGUAUAUUAUUGCAGCACCUGGCGAUGGACUUGAAAAGGGUCGAACUUGGUUUCGUGAAUAUGUCAAGCCUAUUCUUGUUGCAGGUGCUGUCGAUUACGAAAUUAAAGAAGCUAAAUCACCUGGCCAAAUCGAAACUUCUGUCAUGGAAGAAAUCGUUCAACGUCGUCGUGAAGCCGUCGAAG
Messenger RNA from Mucor mucedo, 205 nucleotides. RefSeq names its product mitochondrial import inner membrane translocase subunit Tim54. The record is from RefSeq and is a predicted model, not a curated record. The transcript has 2 exons. The annotation marks the transcript as partial. NCBI's taxonomy places the organism in Eukaryota, Fungi, Mucoromycota, Mucoromycetes, Mucorales, Mucoraceae.